AUGAGGUCUCUCAGCCCCCUAGGGGUUUUCGUCUACUUGGUCACAACCUCGUAUGGCUCCUCUGUGCCUUCGUGCACAAUCACGGAAACCUCUUCUUGCACUCCGUCCACCAGCUAUGGCGUCAACAAUGCUGGAAUGACCACCGCGACCUUUACCACCCCAGCAUGCUCUAUGAUUACCGCCUGCAGUGGUAGUGACAUGCCUGCCCCGGGAGCAGUGAAGCCCCGGGGGAGGCAGCAUCAGACGGAGAUUGCUAUCUGUUCCCCGUACAAACUGCGGAUAGCAAGCGCGCGGUCGAUAACAGCCGAGGGCCCGGCACUUUGGGAUCAAUUGAAAGGCGCAUAUAUCGUCCCACUCAAGGAGGACCAAUGCGCUGUCCCGGAGUUGACUGUAUUCCCCGACUGGGAUAAAUUAACUAAAAAAACACAUUUCGAUGAGAAGAAGAGCAAAUACGGCGCGAUGGGAACAAAUAAUCCUCCAUACGUGACUACUGAGCAUGUCUACGAAUUGCAAAUUUUGCCGGCUUUCCUGGUUUCGCUGAUCGAGAACAACAAAAUCUCCUGUGAAGACCUCAACGACAAGUUAUUCCCCCCAGGCUCUGAUGACAACUUGGCACAAGAUCUCUUUAAUCAGCUCCCUAGCUGGGAUCACCCGGAAUUUAUCGUACUCGAUAAUUUGGUCAACGAUUGGAAGGGCAAUAUGUUCGGCGGAGAGCUUUCUCAGCGUGGAAAGCUCAAAGAAAAGAUCAAGGGACUCUACCACGUUGCGAUGGUCUAUGAUAUGCUGAACAUGGAAGAUGUCUACACCAAGUUCAAGACAACCAACGCACGCAUCUACAAAUACCUACGCGAUGAGUUUGAUGGUCCUCCUAACAGUGACUGUCCGGGACUGGCUCCACAAGGUGGAUGGGCGCCUGCGUAUUCAAGUUUCAUGGAAAGCUAUGUUCCAUCCCGGUUGAACCACGCAUCGAAUGUCAUGUCUAUCAGAUACUCCUCGGCAACUGAAAACAAAAAGGCCACCCCUGAGGAGACUGCUGCUUUGAGCCAACUGACGAAAAGAUAUCCGAUUGCUUCAUGGACUGCGGACAUGAGUAACUUGUUAUCCUGGCCAGCUAAGCAUGGGGCGACGCAAGCAGCGUAUACUCCCGCUCCAACUGCAACCGCAGCAGCGAAAUGA
Molecule: messenger RNA, 1176 nt
Organism: Penicillium alfredii
Lineage: Eukaryota; Fungi; Ascomycota; Eurotiomycetes; Eurotiales; Aspergillaceae
Exons: 6
Coding region: 1-1176 (391 amino acids)
Source: RefSeq, a predicted model, not a curated record